AUGCAUUUUCUGCUGGGAUUCCUGUCUGCCCAGACUGCUCUCUGCUCUCUGCUCUCUGCUCUCUGCUCUCUGCUCUCUGCUCUCUGCUCUCGUGAGUGCGACAUGGCAGACCGCGGCAGCCGAUCAUCCGCGGAGGCUUCCAGGGACUCUCGUUCUAGCACAGAUUCUCGCUCCCCAACUUCUAGCAAUACGCCUUUCCGUCUGGCCUCGAUAAGCCCGCUACAACCGCGCCAAGGCUUCGGUGAUUCGUUACGUGCUUCCCCAUCCUCCCCCAGAGCUCGCCGACAACCAUCACUGUCCCAAUCUGCAGUGCAAAGCCUCAUCGAUAAUCCGCCUUCCGGAAAUGCGGCAGAUCCGGCCUUUGCGGGCCGUGACUGGACCCAGAUAUCGGUUGGCGAGCUGGUCACCCCGAGUGAUCUUCACUUUGUAGAAAUGGAUACGGGAAUCGAGGAGGCCACGAAUUACCCGCUGAUAAUCUGUCCCCGGCUCUUUUUUGCUCUCCUCUGUUAUCCGCAGAUUCUGAUCGACUCCGGUUCCCCUGUUAUUUUAAUCCGCGAAAAGCCCAAAGAUAAAACUGCCAUUGGUACAUUCGAUUAUGCGGAUCUCAAUGCAUAUCUCCUGCUUGUGGUAGGAUUGGUGCAACCAAGCGAGGAGCAUGUUGCGUCCAUGCGAGAGCUGGCGAGAAAAGCGAAAGAAGGGAAGGAAAUCCCGCUGAGAGACGUGAAAAACCUGGGCCUGAACGUACCCAUCACGAGCCUUACUCCCGGCGCCAGUCUGAUGAGAGCGGUCGAGACAUUUGGUGGUGGAGUUCAUCGGGUUAUCGUUGCGAAAGAAGAUACAAACGAGGUUGUGGGUAUCUUCAGCCAAUGGCGGCUUGUGAAGUUUCUGUGGGAAAACGGGCAGAGCUUUCCUGUCAUCGAUCAGCUGUAUCCGCGGUCUUUGGCAGAUCUGAGGAUAGGUUCGCAACAGGUAAUAUCGAUCAAUUUCUAUAGCGGAUACAAGCCAUUAUCCGAAGCCUUGGAAUUGAUGAACAGUGAAGGGAUUUCCUCAAUCGCAGUCGUCGACAACCAACUCAAUGUCGUUGGAAACAUAUCUGUUGUUGAUGUGAAGCUACUCACCAAAUCAACAUCCCUUCCUCUCCUAAAUAACACUUGCAUACAUUUCAUCUCUGUUAUUCUAUCAACCCGCGGCAUGCAUGAGGGUAAAGACUCGUAUCCGGUUUUCCACGUUCACCCUCAAUCGACGUUAGCCCAUACAGUGGCAAAGAUAGUCGCUACAAGAUCCCACAGGAUGUGGGUAACCGACCCUCAAUCGCCGGCAUCGUCAGGACCUUCCACUCCUUCCCACUCUGCCAUUCACAUCCCUCUGAACAGCCCAUCCGUCAUACCUCUGUCGCCCCAAUCGUCUCCUGCAGCUCCAUCUACUUGGAGCCUCCCCCCUCCCACUACGUCGCACCAUGCGCAACCCUACCAUUCGACGCUGAUAUCCCCCGCUGGCCCACCACAGUCGAUGUCCACAUCUAUUCCAGCCGCCUCGCUACCCGGUGCGAGGCUGUCUGGCCACCUCGUUGGCGUGGUAAGCCUAACUGACAUUCUCAACCUGUAUGCCCGUGCCAGCGGGCUAAGCCCCGCAGACCCGAGCAUAUACCGUAGUCAGCGAAGGCGAAGCAGUAGCUCGAGCCUAGGCAUACGGAAAAGUGGAGAUAUCGGGCGGGACAUCGGUAGGGAUGUCUGGAACCGUGGAAGCGCUUAG
Molecule: messenger RNA, 1752 nt
Organism: Histoplasma mississippiense
Lineage: Eukaryota; Fungi; Ascomycota; Eurotiomycetes; Onygenales; Ajellomycetaceae
Exons: 6
Coding region: 1-1752 (583 amino acids)
Molecular function (GO): protein serine/threonine phosphatase inhibitor activity
Source: RefSeq, a predicted model, not a curated record